AUAGAUCAGUUGUAUAUGUGAUUUUUAUAACGUUCUAAGAGCAAUAGAGUCAUACGAAUAACCGAUAAUGGCAUCGCCACUGGAACAAUUUGUGAACAAUGUAAGGGCCAUGUCUGGAUCUGGGAACUUUCGGGAGCUGUGCGACAUAAUUGGAAAGUCAGACGAAGUUCUUCAGAGGAACAGUGCCCAUCUUACUACUGUUUUGGAGACGCUAGAUAUUCAGCAACAUUCGCUCGGUGUUUUGGCUGUCCUUGUUGCCAAGUUUUCAUUACCGCAGGGAAAUAAUGAUGUUGAUAGAACUGUAAUAUUUCAACAAAUCCAUGACUUUAUCAAUAACUGCAACGGGGAGCAAGUCCGAUUUGCACCUGAUCUGUACGCUGACCUGUGCCACUUACUAACAGACCAUCUUGUUGACCUCAAGCAGCCAAUUAGAGGCAUAGAAAUCUUAAAGAAGGCCAUAAGGAAAAUACAGCUGUUUGACUCGCAGCUGACUUCCAUACACGCCGACUUAUGCCAGCUAUGUCUGCUGUCCAAGUGCAUGAAGCCGGCUAUUGAGUUCCUAGAUACGGAUGUUACUGGAAUUAGUUCUGAGCUGGGCGGCAACAAUGACUCGAAACAUUUCCUGCUAUACUAUUACUAUGGAGGAAUGAUUUACUUGGCAAUGAAGAACUAUGAGCGAGCUCUCUACUUUUUUGAAGUGGUAGUGACUGUACCUGCAAUGGUUGUCUCCCACAUUAUGCUUGAAGCCUACAAGAAGUAUAUUUUAGUUUCACUUAUCUUACAUGGAAAGAUUCUACCCAUGCCGAAAUACACAUCGCAAGUGGUAGGAAGGUUUCUGAAGCCCCUGUCGGUAGCCUACCACGAGCUGGCAACGUCGCAGCACGCGGCCAUUAAACACCGCGAGACCUUCGUCAGGGACAAGAACAUGGGAAUAGUUAAUCAAGUUUUAAACUCAAUGUACAAGAAGAACAUUCAAAGGCUAACAAAAACUUUCCUGACGCUUUCCCUAAGCGACGUGGCGGCCCGCGUGCAGCUCGCCGGCCCGGCGCAGGCCGAGACAUACAUUCUUAAUAUGAUCGAAGAAGGCGAAAUAUACGCCAUGAUAAACCAGAAGGACGGUAUGGUGGUGUUCCUGGACAGCCCGGAGAAGUACGCCUCGCCGGAGACGCUGUGCGUGCUGGAGCAGCAGAUGGCCGCCUGCACCAAGCUGCACCAGUAUAUACAGGAGAUGGAUGAGCAGAUUCAAGUCAAUCCUCAGUAUGUGAAAAAGUCAGUUGGAAGCCAUGAUGAAGAAAUGCCCGGAACAAACACAAAAACAACUUAUUCUAUGUAAUUAUAGUAUUUUGGACUGUACAUAA
Cydia amplana is the source of this 1358-nucleotide messenger RNA. RefSeq names its product COP9 signalosome complex subunit 3 (gene CSN3). The record is from RefSeq and is a predicted model, not a curated record. The coding region runs from base 68 to 1333 and encodes 421 amino acids. Gene Ontology annotation, biological process: ubiquitin-dependent protein catabolic process. The transcript is spliced from 9 exons. Lineage: Eukaryota; Metazoa; Arthropoda; Insecta; Lepidoptera; Tortricidae. Gene Ontology annotation, cellular component: COP9 signalosome.